Nicotiana attenuata is the source of this 1500-nucleotide messenger RNA. RefSeq lists its product as uncharacterized. Lineage: Eukaryota; Viridiplantae; Streptophyta; Magnoliopsida; Solanales; Solanaceae. The transcript is spliced from 2 exons. The coding region runs from base 1 to 1500 and encodes 499 amino acids. The record is from RefSeq and is a predicted model, not a curated record.
AUGGAUUUACCAAGGUAUAGCAAAGAGUAUAUUGAUGGUGUUCAACAUUUUUUGGACUUUGCUUAUUCUGAUGGAGAUCCUCAGGGCGAAGAAAUUCAAUGCCCGUGUGCAAAGUGUUGUAACAUCCCUUGGUAUCGAAGGAAUAUAGUUUAUGAUCUUUUAAUAUGCUACGGUUUUGUUAAAGGUUAUACAAGAUGGAUUAAUCAUGGGGAAUGGGAAAUUCCAAUGGAUGUUGAUGAUGAUAUGGAUGAAGAUGAUUCAUAUGAUGACAUUGAUGGGUUGUUGAAUGAUCAAUUUAGAUAUGUUGCACAAGGAGUUGAUGAAUGCCAAAAUGAAGAUGCCAAAAAAUUCUAUAACUUAGUUGACGAGGUAAGUCAAGAAUUAUAUCCUGGUUGUAAAGGAUUCUCUAAAUUAUCAUUCACGAUCCGUCUAUAUUUGUUGAAGUGUCUACAUGGAUGGAGCAAUGAGUCCUUUACUUCCCUCUUAGAGUUAUUGAAAGAGGCGAUGCCCGAGUUGAACAUUCCUUUAUCCUGCAACAAUGCCAAGUCUUUUGUAAAGAAUCUAGGUCUUGAUUAUAAGAAAAUUGAUGCAUGUCCCAAUGACUGCAUGUUAUUUUGGAAUGAUCAUAAAAGUGAUGAAUAUUGCCUUGUUUGUCGAGCUUCUCGAUACAUUGAAUAUCCUGAAGCAGAUAGCGAGCUUGAGCCUUCCAAAAAAGCUCAUCGUGUUGCUGCUAAAACUUUGAGACACUUUCCAUUAAUUCCUAGAAUCAAACGGCUAUUUAUGUGCUCAAAUAUGGAAGAUAAAUUGAGGUGGCAUGACGAGGAGCGGUCUAAAGAUGGAAAGUUAAGGCAUCCUGCCGAUGGCCAAGCAUGGAAAGACUUUGAUAGCCUUCAUCCAGAUUUUGCAAAAGAUUCUCGCAAUCUUAGACUUAGCCUGAUGUGCAUGAAACAAGAAUAUUGCAUGCUUUCGUUGCUUAUAUCUGGGCCGAGAUCUCCUGAAAAUGAUAUUGACAUUUAUUUGCAAACACUAAUAGAAGAGUUGAAGGUAUUAUGGGAGUUAGGAGUUGACACAUAUGAUGCUUCAAGAAAUCAAACCUUUCUAAUGCGAGCAGCUCUUAUGUGGACAAUUAAUGACUUUCCUGCCUAUGCUAUGUUAUCUGGGUGGAGUACAAAAGGAAAGUUGGCUUGUCCAUGUUGUAAUUAUGGCACUAAUUCUUGCUAUCUAAAACAUAGUCGGAAAAUGUGUUAUAUGGAUCAUCGUGUUUUUCUGCCUAUGGAUCAUCCUUGGAGAUCCAACAAAAGGUCUUUCAAUGGAAAAACAGAAUUUAGGCCUCCUCCAGAAUUGUUAAAGGGAACAGAUGUGUUCAAUAUGUUACAAAAUGUUGAAAAUGUAUUUGGGAAGACGCAAAAGAAAGCAAAUUCCGGCCCAUGGAAAAAAGGUCAAUUUUUUUUGAAUUACCUUAUUGGCAACAUAAUUUGCUUCACCACAAACUUGAUGUAA